AUGUCGGAAGCCAAGGGCACACGGCAAUCACGUGCAGCCAAUGACGUGCAACCAGAGAAACCAAGGGCUGCCCCCUGGGGCAUAUCAUCAAAAAUACAAGACACCAUUGCAAUAAGUACCCUUAUCGAUCAAGGACCUCCUGCAAGGUAUCAGCUGGUAACAAAGAAACAGAGUCUAGAUAAAGACCAAUUCAGAAGAUGGACCUUUGGAGAGAGAGAUCCCAGUAAGAUCAACAAAACAAUACUGAUGGUGGGAGAGACCGGAUCAGGGAAGUCAUCUCUGAUCAAUGCCAUGGUCAAUUAUGUCCUGGGUGUAGAGUGGAAGGACAAAGUUUGGUUUGAGAUCAUUGAAGAUGAAAAAAGAAGUCAGACUGAAAGUCAAACUACAGCGAUCACUGUUUAUGAGGUAUUUGGAUGUGAGGGCCUGAGAGUCCCCUACUCUCUCACCAUCAUUGAUACUCCUGGGUAUGGAGACACCAGAGGGAUCCAAGAAGACAAACUGAUCGCUGAAAAACUGUUGGAGUUGUUUAGGUCUACAGAUGGGAUUCAUGAAUUUGAUGCUGUGUGUUUAGUGGUGAAGGCAUCUGAGAAUCGACUCAGUGAGAGACAGAAGUAUAUCUUCGAUGCAGUUUUGUCUUUAUUUGGCAAAGACAUGGUAAAGAACAUUGUAGCCCUCAUCACACACUCAGAUGGUGGGGAACCUACUAAUGCUCUGAAUGCCCUGGAAGUAGCAAAGGUCCCUGGUGCCAAAAAUGAGAAGAAUCAACCUGUUCAUUUCCUAUUCAACAACCGUAAACUUAAGGCUAAUUGUGAAACAGAGAAACAGGCCAAUAUAGAAGAAUCAAUCAUGAACACUGCAUGGAAAACAUCACAGAACGGCAUGGAGGAAUUCACAGAGUUCCUGGGUAGAAUAACACCUCAAAACGUGAAGAUGAGUGAAAGAGUUCUGAGAGAGCGCAAACAGCUAGAAGCAUGUGUCAGCAACUUGCAGGGAAAGAUUGAAAUGAUUGACCUGAAGCAGAAUGAAAUCAAGCAGACUCAAGAAGCCCUGGAGAAACACAAGAUAGACAUGGACAAAAACAAGGACUUUUCAUACACUGUUGAAGAGUCUUACAAAGAGAAAGUCCCAAUAGAAUCAUCAUGGUGGCAUUUAACUCAACGGGCUACCAUCUGCGAUGUCUGUGAGGAGAACUGCCACUAUCCAGACUGCUGGUGGGUCAACGAUAUCUCAUGGUGCAGUGUGAUGAAGGAGUCCAAAUGCACUGUGUGUACUGGCAAAUGUCCCUCCUCCAAGCAUGUCAAAGAAAAUAAAAUAUAUGUUGGAAAGACAAAGAAUGUUACAACGACAUAUGAGAAUUUGAAAAUAAAGUAUGAAAUCAAUGAGAAGGCGGCUGGGGAGAAAGGGAAUGUGCUCACCAGACUUCACAUGGAGUUAGAGCAGGUCACACUCCAGAAGGUCAAACUGGUGGAGGAAUCCUACCAGUGUGUCAUCAAACUGGAAGAGAUCGCUUUGAAGGCCAUCUCACUGUCCGCUGCUGUGCAUCUUGACUUCCUGAUUGACAAGAUGAAGGAGACAGGAAACACAGAGAAGGUUCAGAAACUGGAGGAGAUGAAGAAGAGACCUAAGGAGGAACACACUUGCGAACACCCACACAUAUGA
Messenger RNA from Coregonus clupeaformis (lake whitefish), 1659 nucleotides. RefSeq lists its product as uncharacterized. The transcript has 2 exons. Gene Ontology annotation, molecular function: GTP binding. The coding region runs from base 1 to 1659 and encodes 552 amino acids. The record is from RefSeq and is a predicted model, not a curated record. NCBI's taxonomy places the organism in Eukaryota, Metazoa, Chordata, Actinopteri, Salmoniformes, Salmonidae.